UUAAAAGAUGUAAUUUCGAACCAUGUGUUCUUCAUUACCGGUCUGUUAAACUAGUUAAUAACCGUGCAUAACCUAAGGGGAACUAUAUAUUUACACUAAGCAGAAUGGAGGAAAAUGAUGAUGCUGGAGCGUUAAUUGAAGAAGAUUAUUAUACGUUCUUUAAUAUUCCAAGAGAUGCAACACAGGAAGAGAUCAGUAAUGCUUAUCGUCGAAGCAGUCGCCUGUAUCAUCCCGAUAAGCAUGUCGAUCCCAUCCGUAAGAAAGAAGCGGAAAUUCUUUUCAACAAGACUAAGAAAGCGUAUGAAGUUUUGGGUGAUCCACAUCAAAGAGCAAUCUAUGACAGUCUUGGGACUCAUGGAUUGGAAACAGAGGGAUGGGAAAUAGUUCAGCGAACCAAAACACCUCAGGAAAUAAGAGAAGAAUACGAAAGAUUAGCAAGAGAGAGAGAUGAAAGAAAGUUGCAGCAAAGGACGAACCCAAAAGGAAGUGUGACAGUUCAUAUUAAUGCUACGGACCUUUUUAGUAGAUACAAGGAUGACCUUGCCUAUGAUGAUAGCGAAAAUGUGCACUUCCCGACUGUUGAGGUCAGUGGGAUGUCAAUCACACAGUCUAUUGAGGCUCCUCUUACGCUGCGUGAUACAAUGACGAUGUCUGGUCAGCUCUCGACGCAGAAUGGAACAGGGACCGGCUCUGUGGUGGUGUCUCUGCGUCGUCUGCUGUCUGAGAAAGGCUGGCUGGAAGUGGAUUUGGGGGCCGGGAAUGGACCCACAUUCACACUGAAGGGAUUUCGUACACUCACUAAACGAACAUUCAGUAACAUGGCCACCGUCUUCCACUUUACACCCCAUGGAAUACGGCCAGAUAUUGUCACUACACUGGCAACCCAGUUGGAUAAGCACACGGUGGGCUACUUGACAUGGCGAGCUGGAACUCAUUCAUCCAUGUCCACAACGAUAGUGCGGGACAACACGACAUCACAUGCAGCUUUCAGCAUGCAGUUUGGCAUUCCCCACUCCUUUUUUUCCUUGAGCUACACACACAAACUCGAGGAAAUGGAGCUCAAGUUGCGGGGAUCAAUCAAGGCAGGAACAUUUGGCGCAGUAGUGGAGUAUGGAGCUGAGAAAAAGGUGUCUCAACAUAGUUGGUUGGCUGCCUCAGUGGCUGUUGGCAUUCCGUCUGGUGUAACACUGAAAAUCAAACUGAGUCGAGCGAAUCAGACAUACAUCUUCCCUAUUCGCUUGAGUGAUGAGCUGAUUCCCAGCCCAGUGUUCUAUGCUACUGUGACUCCAGUCAUUGUUUGGGCUGUUGUGAAGAAGCUGAUAGUGGACCCAAUUGUUCAUGAACAGAAGAAGCGAGAUAAGGAAAAACAGCGUGAACUGAACAAAACAAGAAUGGCAGAGAAGAAGAGAGAGGCACAGGCAGCGGUGGAGCUGAUGCGAGCCACGUUUGCUCGUGUACGGAGCGAUGAAGAGGCAAAGAGGGGCCUAGUUAUCAUAAAGGCUCUGUAUGGACGAUUAGUGAAUGUCCCUGGUGUCAGCACAAGUGGGGCUGGAGAAGCGGGUAGCAGUACUGAACCAGAGUACUUGGAUGAGGUGAUUGAUGUAAUGAUUCCACUCCAGUGCCUUGUUAAGGAUGCCAAACUCGUGCUGCAUGAAGCAUCCAAGAGUCAGUUGCCUGGGUUCUAUGAUCCUUGUGUGGGUGAAGAGAAGUUGCUGCUAGUGCAUUAUCUCUUCCACAGUCAUGUCCAUGAAGUUGUUGUACAGGAUAACGAGUCUCUCAGGAUACCCAAACAAUCUCACCGGGUGAAUGCAACAUGACAGCACUGAAGCCCUUAGUCAUUUUCCAUAGUUUGAAGACUCAUGUCUGUGUAAGUACUACAUAACUUAAAGAAAAAGAAAAGAAAAAAUGAAGCAA
Cryptotermes secundus is the source of this 1914-nucleotide messenger RNA. Its product is annotated as dnaJ homolog subfamily C member 11. The coding region runs from base 105 to 1817 and encodes 570 amino acids. The transcript is spliced from 11 exons. The record is from RefSeq and is a predicted model, not a curated record. Gene Ontology annotation, biological process: cristae formation. Lineage: Eukaryota; Metazoa; Arthropoda; Insecta; Blattodea; Kalotermitidae.